AUGGUGAUAGAUCGUGAUCAUAUUACUUGGGAUCUGCGGGAAGCUCCAAUUGAUCAAUUCAUUUCUAUCUAUGGUCCUAAAUUGAAUGAAGCUACUAGCGUUGAGUUUCUUGGGUUGACCAACAAAAUGGCUGAAACCCUGGCCAAGGGAGUUUCAGAAACGCUCCGUUCAGGAUCCUGUAGCAUUAGUUCCUUAACCUUCAAGGGGAUUCGUGAUGAGGAAUGUCCUAGUAUGCAGCGAGAGGAAAGAAAGCGCCCCUGCAAAAUGAGCCGCGAAACCAUUUUGCGCCAGCUCGUCAACACGUUCAUAACCUGUCCUUUACAGUCGUUUUCGAUCGAGGCCAACCACUUUUCGGCCUCUGCCGUCAUCGAGCUGACCCAGAACAUCACCAAGGGUCUGUUCCCCCAGCUGUCCCAUCUGGACAUCGAUGACAACAACUACAACUACGAAAACGUGGCCAUGCCCCGUCUGAUGCGGAUCAUCUCGGAGCUCCCGCGGGACAUCGAGGUCCGCUCGUUCUACGUGGAGACGCUGAACGUGAUCAAGCACAACCAUGGCGAGGACACGCCGUUCCGCUACAACUUCGAGACUCGCUACCCCUCCGACUGCAAGUUCUACUCGGAGCCCAUCAAGAACGAGGAGUUUGAGCUGCUCAUCAAGUACCAGCCCUGUCUCUACGCCGAGUCGUUUCUGGCGCACGGAACGGGCCGCGGUCUCGCCUGGGUGAACUACAUGACCACGCUGCUGUCGCAGAGCCGCUUCGACCGCCUGAAGACGAUGGAGAUUUUCGGCAACGAUCUGUUCAAGGGCGACAUGGACACGUUCCUCAGUCUCUUCACGGCGGAGCAUCUCCCGGUCCUGCAGUCUCUGGAUAUGAGCUCCAACGGCCUCCAAUCGCUUCGAUUCACCGCCGCCUCGGUGCCUUCGCUCGAGAUGCUGAUGCUGGACAGCAACGACCUCAGCAGUCUCGUCAUGGAGCCGGGCUCUUUCCCGCGGUUGCACACGUUGAAGCUGGGAUGUAGGGAUGGGAGCGGCCUGCGAUCCAGACAACAAACUCACCACCUUCGAAGUCAGCGAGAACAGCCUGCCGCAGCUCCGCAAGCUCUAUCUGGAGAGUGCGUCGUCGCGGGCUUGGCUGACGGAUAG
This is a messenger RNA of Blastocystis hominis, 1146 nucleotides long. RefSeq lists its product as hypothetical. The record is from RefSeq and is a predicted model, not a curated record. The coding region runs from base 1 to 1146 and encodes 381 amino acids. Lineage: Eukaryota; Bigyra; Opalinata; Blastocystidae. The transcript is spliced from 9 exons.